CCCACGUGACCCAAACGAUGAUGGCGGGCGCGGCAGAAGACUUGCGAGAGCUCUUCGGAGCUGCUGUUCGAGCGGCUCUAGAUGCUUGGCCUGCUUUGCAGAUCGCUGUGGAGAAUGGCUUCGGGGGCGUGCACAGCCAGGAGAAGGCCGAGUGGCUGGGGGGUGCAAUGGAGGAUUACUUCAUCGCCAAUGAUGACUUAGAGCUGGAAGAGGUGGAAGAUUUCCUUGGGGAGCUGAUGACCACUGAGUUUGAUACAGUUGUGGAAGAUGGGAGCUUGCCCCAGGUGAGUCAGCAGCUACAGACCAUCUUCCACCACUUCCAGAAUGGUGAUGUAGCUGCUCUGCUGGAGCUGACCUCUGAGAUCGACGAAAAGAGGUGCACAGUCACUGCUACCUCAGGACAGACAGCCAGAGAAACUGAUGUGGAUGAAGAUGAAGUAGACAGCGUGGAAGAAAUGGAGGUGACAGCUACAAAUGAUGGGGCCAUGAUGGAUGGGAUCUGCCCCCAGCCUCAACCGCCUGAGCCAGACUCCCAGACUAUUAAGGAAGAGGAUAUAGUGGAAGACGGUUGGACCAUUGUCCGGAGAAAGAAAUGAGUAGGGCAGUAAAUGGCUUGGGUAUUGUGAGAGAGUUAUAGGGGCUGUUUUGGAGGGUUAUACACCUCUAUCCUGAUAACCAUAUUCCUACCUUGUUCCCCUGUCCUUCCCUCCAGGGGAAGAAAAGCCUUGAUUGUGUUGAUGGGACCUAUUCCAGUUCCUUGAACCUUAAGGUACCAUAUGAGAGAUAAGACCAGAUUUCCCAGCAUAGUGCCUCGUAGGUGCUGUGAAUGUCAAGAUGGGUGAUGGCUAUGGCUGUGGUUGGAGUGGAAGCCAGACUUGUGGACAGUAGGCAGGUACAUUUGUGGAAAGGACGAGAAUCCACAGUGGGAGGCUGGCUGGAUUGGGAAUGGUGAGAUAAACAUGGUUGGAAGAGUAAGUGUGGCACCUCCCCAAUAUCCCCACCCCAGCCUCCCAUGGAGCAAUUCUUUACCCUGCCCAGAACUCGCAUCCUCCUGUGAAUGCUCCCACCCUGAAUACUUUUGAGUUUGGAGGGCUUGACUAAGUGGUGAACUUGAGAAAGUUGGGCUGUUUUAAGUCCAGGGAUGAGGCUUAAGACCUUAAUAACACCUUCUUGUUUAAUCCAUGACUUAACCUUGGAAUCGGCCUUCUGAGAGCUGAGCUUCAGAGUUCAGUGAAAGAAUAGUUUUUGCACCCACCCCACCCCCAGUAACCUUGGACUUUGGACAAACAGAAGGACCAUAGCAGUGCUCUGAAAGUUACUGUAAGCCUGAAAUAAACUGUAUUUUUCUUUAAAAAA
Molecule: messenger RNA, 1356 nt
Organism: Microtus oregoni (creeping vole)
Lineage: Eukaryota; Metazoa; Chordata; Mammalia; Rodentia; Cricetidae
Product: pre-rRNA-processing protein TSR2 homolog
Exons: 5
Coding region: 18-596 (192 amino acids)
Biological process (GO): maturation of SSU-rRNA from tricistronic rRNA transcript (SSU-rRNA, 5.8S rRNA, LSU-rRNA)
Cellular component (GO): nucleus
Source: RefSeq, a predicted model, not a curated record